CGGCUGGCGGCAGCGCCAUUUUGAACGUGCAGCUCCCGCAGCCGCUAGCGCGAUCGUAAGGGCGGCCGCUGGGCGAACCAGCCGUAGUCUCGGACUUCGUCCGUCCGUGGCUCUCGUCUGUAGGUAUAUACAGAGACACGGCUGUAGCUCUAGAGUUGUGUCUGCUACCUGAGGUGAACCCCCAAGAUGAUGUUAAGAGGAAACCUGAAGCAAGUGCGCAUUGAGAAAAACCCGGCCCGCCUCCGAGCUCUGGAGUCCGCGGCGGGCGAGAGCGAGCCGGCGGCCGCCAUGGCGCUGGCGCUGGCGGGGGAGCCGGCGCCGCCCGCCCCCGGGCCCCCGGAGGACCACCCUGACGAGGAGAUGGGGUUCACCAUCGACAUCAAGAGCUUCCUCAAGCCGGGCGAAAAGACGUACACGCAGCGCUGCCGCCUGUUCGUGGGGAACCUGCCCACAGACAUCACGGAGGAGGAUUUCAAGAGGCUGUUCGAGCGCUACGGCGAGCCCAGCGAGGUUUUCAUCAACCGGGACCGCGGCUUCGGCUUCAUCCGCCUGGAAUCCAGGACACUGGCUGAAAUUGCAAAAGCAGAACUGGAUGGCACCAUUUUGAAGAGCAGACCUCUCCGAAUUCGUUUUGCUACACAUGGAGCAGCACUAACUGUCAAGAACCUUUCGCCGGUUGUUUCCAAUGAGCUUCUGGAGCAAGCAUUUUCCCAGUUUGGCCCUGUAGAGAAAGCCGUUGUGGUUGUGGAUGACCGUGGUAGAGCUACAGGAAAAGGUUUUGUAGAAUUUGCAGCGAAACCUCCUGCACGAAAGGCUCUGGAAAGAUGUGGUGAUGGGGCGUUCUUGCUAACAACGACACCUCGUCCAGUCAUUGUGGAGCCUAUGGAGCAGUUUGAUGAUGAAGAUGGCUUGCCAGAGAAGCUAAUGCAGAAAACUCAACAAUAUCAUAAGGAAAGAGAACAGCCGCCACGUUUUGCUCAGCCUGGGACAUUUGAAUUUGAAUAUGCAUCCCGAUGGAAGGCUCUUGAUGAAAUGGAAAAGCAGCAGCGUGAGCAGGUUGAUAGAAACAUCAGAGAAGCCAAAGAGAAACUAGAAGCAGAAAUGGAAGCAGCCAGGCACGAACACCAAUUAAUGCUAAUGAGGCAAGAUCUCAUGAGGCGUCAAGAAGAACUCAGACGCUUGGAAGAACUCAGAAACCAGGAGUUACAAAAACGGAAGCAGAUACAGUUGAGACAUGAGGAAGAGCAUCGACGCCGUGAGGAAGAAAUGAUCCGACACAGAGAACAGGAGGAACUGAGGCGACAACAAGAGGGCUUUAAGCCAAACUAUAUGGAAAAUAGAGAACAGGAAAUGAGAAUGGGUGAUAUGGGUCCCCGUGGAGCAAUAAACAUGGGAGAUGCAUUUAGCCCAGCACCUGCUGGUAACCAAGGUCCUCCUCCAAUGAUGGGUAUGAAUAUGAACAACAGAGGAACUAUACCUGGCCCACCAAUGGGUCCUGGUCCUGCCAUGGGACCAGAAGGAGCUGCAAAUAUGGGAACUCCAAUGAUGCCAGAUAAUGGAGCAGUGCACAAUGAUAGAUUUCCGCAAGGACCAUCAUCUCAGAUGGGAUCACCUAUGGGGAGUAGAACAGGUUCUGAAACCCCUCAAGCACCAAUGAGUGGUGUAGGUCCUGUUAGUGGUGGUCCUGGUGGUUUUGGUAGAGGAAGCCAAGGGGGCAACUUUGAAGGCCCUAAUAAGCGUCGUAGAUAUUAAACAUUCUUUCAUUCCUGGCUUACUUAGAGGAAAAAUAAACGUCUCUGGUAUGCCUUUAUACUUUUACUUGUUUCCUGGAAGAAAUGGUUUUAUUGUUAAUGUAUGUAGACUUUAAAGUUUUUCUUUUGUAAAACUUGAGGUUUUUGUAUUUUUCUUUAUUCAUACAUAAGCUUUGUAGAUUAGAGUGGUAAUGAUGAUGCUCAUCAUUGUGAAUGUUAAAAUGUGUUUGUGACUUUAGCUAAAUAUAAGUAUGCCAUAGAACUGUGAAGUCUAUGUAGUUAAUCUCAAUAAAGAAAUCAUUUUGGAUAAUUUACAAAUGUUACUAGUAGUGUUCUCUCAUAGUUUCACUAAACUUUGCUGUAACAGUAAUACUUUGGUUGCUUUAAUUAAUCUCAGCCAUUUAAAAAUGAAAAUGAUUUUCUGCUUUUUAGUAGCACUGAAAAGAUAGAAGCUUAUUGAAAGCUAAUGUCAAUAGGGGUAGAUAGAAUAGUGCAUUGGGGAGGGGUGUGGGAACGGGUUUACAUUUGUAAUAAACCAUUGAUGUUCUUUCUGUGAAAUCAGAGUCGCUGUCUACAUUUCAUAUAGAUUCUGAAUAUUCAAAUAUUCUAAGAAGGAAUAUUAAGGAUAUCUUUGUCCUGUGCUGAGUUUUUCAAAUAAACCUUUUGAAUCUUGGAAAAAAAAAACCUGUUUGGAGGCAAAUCUCUUUUGCUUAUAAAAUAAUGUCUAUUUUUAAUCUUUUCUACCAUUAUUUGGUGUAUCUGGAUCUUACCCUUUAAAUUUUCUUUUAAAAUCAAACAAUACAGUUAGGUUGGAUGUUAAGUGAGGAUUUGGUAUGCUUUAGAAGAAAUUAGGCAUUUCCUGAGAAUGUUGUUUAUGGAAGUACUAUAGAUGGAUUAAUUCUGAGGUGUUGUAAAUAUCUUCAUAUAGUUUGGUAAGUCUCUCCAGUAAACUUGUCUGAUAGGCUAGUUGUAUUUCCAAGGAAUACAGUUUAAGUGGUGAUUUAAAGAAAUAAAAACAGGGAAUUAACUUGAGAAUGGCUAAGGUCAUUGGAAUCAGAUUAGAUCCCUCUACAGUCUACGUAUUUUGAAUUUUGAUUUUCAGUACUAGGGAGAAACAGAUUUUAUCACAUUAUAAUUGUUAUUCUAAAAGUCCUUGCUAUAUUUAAAAUUUUGUGUGUUAGCCAUAUUUAAUUUAAAAUUACAUUUAAGGAAUUACAUAUCCACCUUAAACUACAAAUCUAAUGCAUCAGCCAUUGAUCAUAAUAUGGUUAUUUCUCACAUAACAUUUCAGUGUAUUACUGUAUCAUGCUUUUAGCAUUUCCAUGAAAUAUUCUGUUUUAAAAUGAACAGUAUGUAAAAAUUAAUUUUUGGAUGGUGUGUGUUUAUGCUGGAAGGCAUAAUUUGGAAUUUGAAUUUGGUUAAUUUAAAAUCUUGCAUAAAAGCAGUUGUAAAGCAAAAUUGAGGUGCAUUCUUUUGUAACAUUUGUCUUGUGUAUUAUUAUUUCACAUUAUCUUUUUUAGAAACAGGAAUGGAUGGAAUUAUUUUCUAAAAUUCUCAGUAUUCACAGGCUUUGUUUUUGGCAAAUCUUCGAAAACAUGAUUUGGAGAUUGUAAAAUAACAGUAAAAAAUACUGUUCUCAUCACAUUUUCCAUGCGUAUGAGUUGGCAUGGAGUGGAAUUUGUUUUAAUUAACUGAUUAAUUACAGUGUAGGGAGUUUUACAUUGAUAUUUAAAUGAUUUAAAUGAUACCUGUUGUACCUAAAUAUACCUUUCCCAUCAUCUAUAGUUUUAUUCGUAUAAUCCUAGGUAAUUUCUAGCACUGUAUUUUGCUUGAAAGCUGAGUUUAAAGUGGGAAAAACUUGAUCCUUUGAUGUUAAUACCAAGCUGUCUUUGGCCAAGGCUGUGAAAUUCUGUAACAUUGAUUCAAGAACAUUUGAAAGCCAGUGCACAGAGAUGUCCUAAUCUCCUGAACAUUCUAGUGUCCGGCUCAACUCUGGCUCCAAGAACAGAGUUCUACACAGCUUUUUCCCUGCAUCAAGAAAAUCUUUGUUCCAGUACUUAUCAAGUUUACCCUGGGAACAAUCAGCUUCUGAGUGACAGUCAAGUGGAGCAUCUGUGAACUCCCAGUUAUUCAGGUUUUAGUGUUUUUGUAUGAACAACUUUGUGACUGGUUCAGUCAAUAUUUUUUCUUGUGAAUUAGCAUACAUAUUGGGGAAGAUAUUUGAAUGUUAUUUGCUUAAAAGCAGUAGAUACAAAAAUAAAUACUAGUAUUAGCUUUUCUAAA
Canis lupus familiaris (dog) is the source of this 4034-nucleotide messenger RNA. It is a transcript of the gene PSPC1, whose product is annotated as paraspeckle component 1. Gene Ontology annotation, cellular component: nucleus. The record is from RefSeq and is a predicted model, not a curated record. Gene Ontology annotation, molecular function: RNA binding. The transcript has 9 exons. Gene Ontology annotation, biological process: regulation of DNA-templated transcription. NCBI's taxonomy places the organism in Eukaryota, Metazoa, Chordata, Mammalia, Carnivora, Canidae. Bases 187 to 1752 code for a protein of 521 amino acids.